This is a messenger RNA of Pyricularia grisea, 870 nucleotides long. RefSeq lists its product as uncharacterized. Gene Ontology annotation, cellular component: extracellular region. NCBI's taxonomy places the organism in Eukaryota, Fungi, Ascomycota, Sordariomycetes, Magnaporthales, Pyriculariaceae. The transcript has a single exon. The record is from RefSeq and is a predicted model, not a curated record. Bases 1 to 870 code for a protein of 289 amino acids.
AUGCAUGUCAAAUAUCUCGUCACCCUUUUGGGGCUGCAGCAGCUGGUUUCGGCCAUGCCGGUGCAGGAGGCCCAGGAGGCUCAGGAUGGGGCGGCAGCUCCUGAGGUACAAGCGCAAGAUUUAGGCAGGAGAAAAGGCAAGGACGGUGGCAAAGACGGCAAGGAAAUGAUCACGAGCGCUCUGAACCAAGUUAUGACGGUGCUCAAGAAUCUCGAUACAGCCAUCAACAACAUCAAUCCUAAAGAUCUCACCACGGCACAGCCGCUACUUACGGUGGCACAGUCGUCCAUGGGCGUGUUUCAGGAGGCCGGGGCAAAGAUCCAGGCCGCUCCGAAGCUGGGAUUGAUUGAUUCGCUGUCCAUCGCCCAGGCUGGUCAGGGGCUGGGUGAUCAGGUCAAGCAGACAAUUGGUGACAUUGUCAAGAAGAAGCCCGUCUUUGACCAGCUCGGCGCCAGCUCUCUGAUCAAGGACCAACUGGUUAGCCAAAAGUCCCAAACCGGCGGGCUGCAGGACGCACUUGUCUCCAAGCUUCCCGCCAUCGCCAAGCCCAUCGCUGAAAGGCAGGGUCAGGAUAUUGUCAAGGUCGUCGACGACGCCAUUGCGACCUACAGUCAGCCGGCGAACAACUCUACUCAGCCGCCGGCUAGCACACCACCCAAGGCACCGGCUUCACCGGCUCCACCAGCUGCGCCCAAGAAUACUCCUGCUCCCAAUCCUGCUCCCAAACCACCGAGUCCUGCUCCGCCUCCAGCCGCACCUGCUCCGGCUCCCAAUAUGCCCAAGACUCCCAACCCUGGGAACAGCACUAUUCCCAAAACCCCCAGCAAUGGGAACACCACGGUGCCUAGGCCUCCCAAAACUGGGAAUUGA